Messenger RNA from Pteropus alecto (black flying fox), 2142 nucleotides. RefSeq names its product phosphoribosyl pyrophosphate synthetase 1 (gene PRPS1). Gene Ontology annotation, molecular function: ATP binding; ribose phosphate diphosphokinase activity; magnesium ion binding. Lineage: Eukaryota; Metazoa; Chordata; Mammalia; Chiroptera; Pteropodidae. The transcript has 7 exons. Gene Ontology annotation, biological process: ribonucleoside monophosphate biosynthetic process; 5-phosphoribose 1-diphosphate biosynthetic process; purine nucleotide biosynthetic process. Gene Ontology annotation, cellular component: ribose phosphate diphosphokinase complex; cytoplasm. The record is from RefSeq and is a predicted model, not a curated record. The coding region runs from base 203 to 1159 and encodes 318 amino acids.
AUCGGGGCAGCGGGGUGUGGACUUCCUUGCUGGCCCCGCCUCCUUGGCGCUGAGCAAUUUAGAGCCGCGCGCCGGGCGGGAAUGUAAGAUGGCGGAAUAGCAACGCGAAGUGGUUAAUACUGAGUCUCUGGGCCGACUUCGGUUUGGGUCUCGGCAGCAGCAGUGAUAGCUGAGCAAAGGGCGAUUAGGGUAGUUGGCAAAGAUGCCGAAUAUCAAAAUCUUCAGCGGCAGCUCCCACCAGGACUUAUCCCAGAAAAUUGCUGACCGCCUGGGCCUGGAACUAGGCAAGGUGGUGACUAAGAAAUUCAGCAACCAGGAGACCUGUGUGGAAAUUGGCGAAAGCGUACGUGGAGAGGAUGUCUACAUCGUUCAGAGUGGCUGUGGAGAAAUUAACGACAAUCUCAUGGAGCUUUUGAUCAUGAUUAAUGCCUGCAAGAUUGCUUCAGCCAGCCGGGUUACUGCAGUCAUCCCAUGUUUCCCUUAUGCCCGGCAGGAUAAGAAGGAUAAGAGCCGUGCUCCAAUCUCAGCCAAGCUAGUUGCAAAUAUGCUCUCCGUAGCAGGCGCAGAUCAUAUUAUCACCAUGGACUUGCAUGCUUCUCAAAUUCAGGGCUUUUUUGAUAUCCCUGUGGACAAUUUAUAUGCAGAGCCAGCUGUCCUGAAGUGGAUAAGGGAGAACAUCUCUGAGUGGAGGAACUGCACCAUUGUCUCACCUGAUGCUGGGGGUGCUAAAAGAGUGACUUCCAUCGCAGACCGGUUGAAUGUGGACUUUGCCUUGAUUCACAAAGAACGGAAGAAGGCCAAUGAAGUGGACCGCAUGGUGCUGGUGGGAGACGUGAAGGAUCGGGUGGCCAUUCUAGUGGAUGACAUGGCUGAUACUUGUGGCACAAUCUGCCAUGCAGCUGACAAGCUUCUCUCAGCUGGAGCCACCAGAGUUUAUGCUAUUUUGACUCAUGGAAUCUUUUCUGGCCCCGCCAUUUCUCGCAUUAACAACGCAUGCUUUGAAGCAGUAGUUGUCACCAAUACCAUACCUCAGGAGGAUAAGAUGAAGCAUUGCUCCAAAAUACAGGUGAUUGACAUCUCCAUGAUCCUUGCAGAAGCCAUCAGGAGAACUCACAAUGGGGAAUCUGUUUCCUACCUUUUCAGCCAUGUCCCUUUAUAAUAGAAUAACUUCAGAGGCUUUUAAAAAAUAAAGUGAACCCCACCCCUUGUUUUCCCUUGGUAUUUGAUAAAAUAUUCAGCAGAAGACUCAGCUUACUCUAGUAGCUUUCUACAUCCCAUGUCAGGUAUAUUUUAGUUUCUCCAAAAUUAGGGAAAAACAGAUUGAGACUAAUUGCUCAGAUUUUUUACCCAUAUUGUCUCAUUCUGGCUUCUUGGUUUUGUGAGCCUUGCAGCUUUAACUACAGCUCAGCUGCUGCAGGUUUUCAGGCUUUGAAGGGUGUUGUGUGGGGGUGUUUGAAUGUGAUUGGGGAAGCUCAGACUACAUGUGAAUGUUUCAGGGUUUCCUUAGUUCAGAACUACUAGCAACAAAGCCAACCCAAUCUCCCCCUACCCCCCACCCCCCACACACAACACAUGACAAGUUCUCUAAGGUCUAAAUUACAAGAGCCUUAGGCAGCCCAGAACUCAGCUCUGGUUGGUGAGCCCCUGUAAGGCAAGCUGCUGCGGGGGUUGGGCUGAUGGAAGGCAGUGCACACAGUACAACAGAUGCUUCUUAGGAAGAAAAAUCCUGACCCAUCACCCUCUGCUUGGGGAUUGUCACUUAGAGUCUUUUGUAUCUGUUUCUUUUUCCAUUUGACUUGACCUUCAACCAUCUGACCUUUUCCUGGCCAAAUAAUCUUCUUGGGCCCAAAUGAUCACUGUACCAUUGUCUUCUGGAAAGUAAACCUCACUUCUUGCUGUGUAUUCUGUAACAUUGACACAAGAUUAUUUCUCUGUAGCUUAAUCUUCCUUAGCCCACUACCACCGUGGUAGAAAGUUCUAGGUGGUGUCGUAGUGCCUUUUGAUUAAUUUAAGUAUUUAAUUUUCAUCUUCCUUCCAUGGAUCUGUUUGGCCUCUCAGAUGACCUGAGAUUGCUGUUAAAAAGAUAUUACUAGCUCUUGUAGAGGAAACUAAUAAAGUUUCUGACUGUGUUGUGUGAUCAUG